Messenger RNA from Tauraco erythrolophus (red-crested turaco), 295 nucleotides. It is a transcript of the gene LBHD2, whose product is annotated as LBH domain containing 2. Lineage: Eukaryota; Metazoa; Chordata; Aves; Musophagiformes; Musophagidae. The record is from RefSeq and is a predicted model, not a curated record.
AUGACAGAGGUGAUGAACACACGGGAACCGGUGAUGGAGGAAUUUGCGCUCAGCCAGACUCCUGAGGAAGAAGGAAGCCCUUCAAGCCAGGCCUUCCCAGACUCACGUGAGAAGUAUCCCAAGCUGUCCAAAAGACUGCCAUCCAUCGUGGUGGAGCCGACCGAGUCCGGGGAGGUGGAGAGUGGGGAGCUGCGGUGGCCUCCUGAUGACCUGAAAUCAGCAGAAGACAAAGGUCUUCAUGGUGACCAAAGAGCCUGUGUCCAGCAGCAGCAGCAGCAGCAGAUGGAUCUGGAAG